AUGUUUCUUCUAGGUGAAAAAGCCAGAGAAGAAGCAAAGAAGUCUAUUAAGGGUUUGGCUGCCCACGCCAAGUCUUCUGAAGAGAACCAUCAUGAGGCUCUUUACCUUGUGCUCAAUACCAAGAUCCAUCUCGUCAAGGAAAACGACCAUACUCCAAGAAUCAUUCCUUUGACUCAUAAAUUGCAUAAAAUAGACGAAAGAAGCAUUGUUCUUAUAACCAACGAUCCGGUUAAUUUUUAUAAAGAUGAACUACAGAAGAAGGAUCUGCCCACGGAAGACCUCUUCCGCCAGGUGAUUUCCUUCACCAAGGCUAAACUGUUUGGUCAUAGCAAAAAAGCACUUGUUAGGCUUUACAAAGAAAACGACAUUGUUUUGGCAGAUGCUCGUAUUCAUAAAAAAUUGCCUGACGUGCUAGGGCCUCAGUUCUACGCCAGAAACAAGAAGGUACCAUACAUUGUACAGAUGGCCAAGCCUGAGCCAGGGAUCAGAACACACGGAAAGAGAGAGCUUCGUGUUGACCCCAAGUACGUUAGAAGCCAAGUUAAGGCCAUUACAGGGAACACUUCCUAUAUUCCUCCAGCUGGAGGAUAUUGCAUUCACAUUGUGGUUGGGUAUACGGACUGGAAAACACUGGAGAUCCUAACCAACAUCAAUGACGUCAUACUGUACCUAGUGGACGAGAAGUAUAAGCCGGUAGGCGGUCUUCUAGGCAGAGUUAGCAAUUUGCAUAGCGUUCUUAUACGUACCAGUGAUAGUAUAGCGAUGCCAGUUCUCAAGAAGAAGGAAGAGGCCGAUGAAGAGGACGAUUCAGGCAGCGACUUUGACUUUGAAUAA
This is a messenger RNA of Candidozyma haemuli, 834 nucleotides long. RefSeq lists its product as uncharacterized. The record is from RefSeq and is a predicted model, not a curated record. Lineage: Eukaryota; Fungi; Ascomycota; Pichiomycetes; Serinales; Metschnikowiaceae. The transcript has a single exon. Bases 1 to 834 code for a protein of 277 amino acids.